CCAAGACCAGCACCAGCACCAACCCUCACAAUGGCCGAAGCACAGCCCAACUCGCGCUCCAACACGCCCACUCUGGCGCCCCCAAUGCGGCGACCACUCGACGAGGACCAUGUGCCAGCCGUCUCCUCUCCACUCAACCCCAACCCCGAAUCGGCUGCAGCGCGCGCCCGCCCGAGAGGACCGCCGCGCGAGCAGAGGGAAAAGCGCGAGACGCUGAAGAAGCGCGAGGCCUCUGCACACACGCGCCAGAGUACGCCGAAUCCAAAGGGAAAGAAAGAGCUCGCGUCCGCAGACUCCCCUAUGCGAUACUCGAUCCCCGAGCCUAGAGCUUCAGACUACGAGCCGCCCAAGGACAGCAUCUUGCUGUCACACGAGCCGAGCCCCAUCUACGCGGAGAAUGAUACGCGCGAGCUCAAGAAACCCCAUGACAUCGCCUGGAACAAAAAGGGCUACAAGUACACGCAUUGCGUCGCAGAUCCGCUGUUUCGACACAAACAGUUCUACCGCCAGAGCGACUCCAGGCCACAUGGACCUAGGAUGAGCCACGAGGACUCAGACAAGUGGUUUUACUUCGACGACAGCGCCACCGUUGUUACCCAAGAGAAGGGCUGGCGCAUGGGCCGAGGCAAUGUGGUUGCUAGAGAAGGGAGAAUCUAUUACGAGGUCAAGAUACUGCGAGGAAUACCUGUCGAUGGCCCCAAAGACCCUGUAGACCCCAAAACAGGCGAGACUAGACCUGGACCCCACAUUCGCAUGGGAUGGGCAAGAAGGGAGGCACCACUUGACGGUCCCGUGGGCUUCGACGGCUACAGCUAUGGCAUCACAGACGCACGCUUUGAGGCACAACAUCGCUCGCGCGCCUCCAAAAUCUACAAACCCCUCCCGAAAGGUGCUAAGAGCAAGCAUAUGAAGCCACGGCCACCGCACGGUAAGCCCGUGCCUGUCGAGUACGUCACAGACCAGCACGUGCAGGAAGGUGAUGUUAUCGGCCUCGAGAUCCAGCUGCCAUCACUGUCAUUGCAUCGCAAGGUCGUCGAAGGCAUCUAUAACCCAGCUGUCGACCUGGGAGAUGGAUUUGAUACCGUCAGUAAUGCAGAUCCAUUCGAUAAGCCUGUCGACAUUAUUCGCGACCGCAUACCUGUCCCAUACAAGGGCAACUUCUACUUUGAACAGCUCGACUACCAAGUCACUAAGAUGGUGGAAGCAUAUCAUGAUCGUGGCCCGGUGCCCAAGAUCCACCCUUCGCCAAAUCAUGAGGAUGUCAGCAUUAGAUCACUGCCACAUUCGCACAUCAAAGUCUACAAAAAUGGCCAAGAAAUUGGAAUUGCUUUCGAAAGCCUGCUAGCCUUUCUUCCUCCGGCUAGCGUACCCUCAGUGGAGGCUGUCAAAGCCGGUGCGAGAACUGGCUUCGAUGACGGCAUGGUAGGCUACCUACCAGCCAUCUCCGCCUUCAACGGUGGUGUUGCGCAGGUCAACUUCGGGCCGGACUUCUGGUGUCCGCCAGAGGAGAUCCUCAAGCAGCGCGAGAGGGACACCGAAAUGGUCGGUAGUGAUACGAUCGAGAAGGAAGUUCCGGAGGGGCGCAAACUGCGGGCGAUUGGUGACCGGUACAAGGAGCAGAUCGCAGAGGACGUGGUCUGGGACAUCAUCGACGAGGUCGACUUCUUCACCCAAGACGGCGGCUGGGAGUACAAGGGAGAGGCUCUGCAGGAUGUGGCAGGCAAGUCCACGCCUAGGGCGCGCGGCUUUGCUAAUCCGGAUGAGAAUUUGGGCGUCGAGGUGGGCAGGCGGUAUUGAUCUGGAUGCGUCCCAUUCUGUUUACGUGUCACAGUUAGUUUUAACUAGGCACUUGCGUAUACCCAUAAUUCAUCAGAUGAUCUAUCAGCGAGUGAGCAUGCUAUAUGAUGACCCUCUAGAGAAACGAG
Messenger RNA from Cucurbitaria berberidis CBS 394.84, 1925 nucleotides. RefSeq names its product Ash2-trithorax family protein. The record is from RefSeq and is a predicted model, not a curated record. Gene Ontology annotation, molecular function: transcription cis-regulatory region binding; protein binding. The transcript has a single exon. Bases 31 to 1797 code for a protein of 588 amino acids. Lineage: Eukaryota; Fungi; Ascomycota; Dothideomycetes; Pleosporales; Cucurbitariaceae. Gene Ontology annotation, cellular component: Set1C/COMPASS complex.